GAAGACUUGAUCAAAAUAAAUAUUUGUAUUAUUUUGUAUAUGGCUUUCUGGCUGGUAUUGAUUAAUAUCUAAUAAAUAGAGUAUGGAUACACAUCAUUUAAUACAACAUGCCUAAGUUCACGAAGGCUACUGCAGUUAGCCCUGUGUUUCCAUGCUUAAAUAUCUACCCCAUGGCAACUGCUAUCCCGUUGAUAUAUUGUGCUGUACUGUCGAGGUAAACAGCCAUUGAAAUGUCAGUGUUUCCUUUAGUGUUGGUCAAAUUAAGCCCGCCCGCACCAAAUUCACCCUGUUCGUGAUGCGGAGGAGGACUUCGGCGUCUUAUUACCAACAACCAACCCAGUUCUGCGCGGCGAGGUUUCCCAGCCCAACUACAACGAGCGAACUCACGUCAAGCCCAGCCCCGUUGCCCGAAUCGCUUUGCGCUUCCUCCUGCUCAAUGCCUGCAAGUCUCUGCAAGCAGCAAUUUGGCGGUCAAUGCGCCGGUCUUUUUUAAGUGCCCCGAGCAAAAUUAAGAAGCACCCCUAGACAGGAGUAUUGUGGUCAACACAAAGGACGAGCGCCAGCCCCCUCGGGCGAGAAAGGUGAUCGCUUCUUCAUCACGCUUCACGAACCGCUGACGCUGCCCCGGUUCCGAGUGGAGACCUUAAUUUGGAUUCAGCUGACCGAUGUAGGGGAAGACAACAUAGGUGGCUUGUUGUCAGAUAUUACAUUCGAGCGUUUCGUCCAUCUGGACCGUUAGAAGUUUUGGUUUACAAGCUGUCCAACGUGCAAAUACACGCACAUCAGCUGGGAUUUUUUUCCUGUUACUGACCACGGAGCGAGGAGAACAAUCGAAUGCCUUCAUUGAGAAGACCGCGACAAACACCAUCGGAUCUCUUCGUGAUUAGUAACCACUUCUUCGUGGGUUCUGAAGACAAAGCGCCUUCUUACCUGAAUUAGACCCCAUCUACAGCUCUAUAUACCUGCUUGAGCUUUUCAAGAUGCAGCUUCGGACAGUUUUGGAUGUAAAAGUGGUAGAUGUGGAGAAGAGACGUCACCCCUCAAAGCAUUACGUGUAUCUGAUCAAUGUAACCUACUCUGACACCACCUCCCAAGUCAUCUACAGAAGAUACAGCAAAUUCUUUGACCUUCAGAUGCAGAUUCUCGACAAGUUCCCAAUCGAGGGAGGGCAGAAAGACCCCAAAAAGAGGAUCAUCCCUUUUUUACCAGGUAAGAUCCUGUUCCGUAGGAGUCAUGUGAGAGAUGUGGCCAUGAAGAGACUACGUUUCAUCGACGACUACUGCCGGGCACUGGUGAGGCUUCCGUCCCAGAUUUCCCAGAGUGAGGAAGUGCUGCGCUUCUUCGAAACAAAGCCAGAGGACCUCAAUCCCCCUGUCGAGGACUAUGGAAACAAACGCAAGUCAGUGUGGAUGUACGGCCUGCCCGACAGUCCCACGAAGACGGAAGCCACAGGCUUGGAGAGCGGCGACCCCAUGGUGCUGGAGCAGUACGUGGCCGUGGCCAGCUACGAGCGGCAGGAGAACUCGGAGAUCAGCCUGCAGGCCGGCGAGCUGGUGGAGGUCAUCGAGAAGAGCGAGAGUGGCUGGUGGUUUGUCAGCACCGCAGAGGAGCAAGGAUGGGUUCCAGCCACAUACCUGGACUCGCAAAACGGCACGAGAGAUGACCUGGAGCUUAGCACCACUAGGAGCGGGGAAGUCACUAAGAGACGCAAGGCUCACCUGAAGAGGCUGGACCGGAGGUGGACCCUAGGGGGGAUAGUGAACCGCCAACAGAGUCGAGAGGAGAAGUAUGUCACUGUGCAGCCCUACGCCAGUCAGGGGAAGGACGAGAUCGGGUUCGAAAAAGGAGCAACCGUGGAGGUCAUCCAAAAGAACUUGGAGGGCUGGUGGUAUAUCAGGUACCAGGGGAAGGAGGGCUGGGCCCCGGCCUCGUACCUGAAGAAGAUGAAGGAGGACUUCACCCCGAGGAAGAAGACCCUGACGGGGCCCGUGGAGAUCAUCGGCAACAUCAUGGAGAUCAGCAACCUGCUCAACAAGAAGUCCGUCAGCGAGAAGGACGUGCAGACGGACGGCAGCAGCGGCGGCGGCGGGGGCGAUGUCACACCUGAGCGCCACAUCUCUAAGAGCGAGAUCAGCCUGCCCAUCAUGCCCUGUGGGUCCACUGAGGCCAUUGGCACUGGCAGCGGUGGCACUGGCACUGGUGCCACCAGCGUUGGUACGCCUUUACCUGCACCGCCGGCCACCACAGCCCUGCCGGACAGCAGCAGCAGCAGCAUCAUCAGCAGCAAACCCAGGGCCGAGCCUGGCUCCCCGGCCAUCGCACGCGUUGCCCCACACCGAGUGGAGAUCGGCUUUGAUGCCGUAGGUUCUCCAAACCUACGUCAGAAACCUCCUCCCCGGCGAGAGGCAAACCUGGGGUUGCACUUGCCCAAGCCACCGGAGCCCCCUACUGUGGAAGCAGAGUAUUACACCAUUGCCGAGUUCCAGUCCGGCAUCUCGGAUGGCAUCAGCUUCCGUGGAGGACAAAAGGCUGAUGUGAUAGAGAAGAACUCUGGCGGCUGGUGGUACGUCCAGAUCGGUGAGACGGAAGGCUGGGCUCCCUGCUCUUACAUCGACAAGCGCAAGAAGCCCAAUCUCAGCCGCAGAACCAGCACUCUGACCCGGCCAAAGGUCCCUCCCCCUGCCCCGCCCGUCAAGAAGCAGGACUCCGCCGAGGAGACGUCCUCCCUCUGCAGCUCCUCCUCUAAAGUCCCAGAAUCCCCCAGCAGGCCUGUGUACGAGGAGCCCGAAUACGAUAUCCCGGCCAUUGGCUUUGACCAGGAGUCGGACACGGACUCCCUGAAGGGAGAGUGCUCAGCGGAGGUGAGGACCAAUGGCGCCCCUCAUGGGAAGUACCCAUCCCCCUUGGGGAAGGAUUCCCCCUCGGCAUCUCAAAAGAGCUCCCCUUUCAGGGUCGGCGAGUCCCUGGAGGACAUCUGCCGCGAGGAGUCUAUCUACGAGAACGACGGCUUCCGACCCUUCUCCUCCGACGAGUUUGCCUCAGCCAAGGACUCCAGUGGCUUGGAUUCAGACUCCCCCAAGGCACUUUCAUCCUCUUCAUCCCCUUUGGCGCGCAAGUUCCAAGGGGGGAUCUCCGUGUCUGUGUCUUCGUCCCCCGGAAGCGGUGGCAAGCCCCUGAGGAAGGUGCCCCCUGACUUGACCCGCAGCCAGUCCUUGAACCGAGCGGAACAGACCAGUCCCAGGUCGUCCUCCGACGAGUCGGGCCGGGGCUUCCGCAGGCAGAUGAGCGCCAGACGCAGCGGGGAGGAAGAUGCCCAUGCAUCCCAGAGCCCUUUGGCCCGGCCCAAGCCCGUGGUCCGGCCCAAGCCUCUGCUGACUAAGUCAGAACCGCAGAGCCCAGAGCGGAUGGACAUCAGCACCCUGCGACGGCAGCUCCGACCCACGGGCACCCUGCGCCUGAGGCCAGGAGCCCGUGGAGGCGGCGAGGACUCGGAGACGGCCUCGGUGGUGUCGUCCGAGGACUCAGCCUCGUCGCGCAGCACCUCCGACCUCUCAAGCAUCUACUCCAAAGGUAGCCGUGGAGGGGACUCCGACCUGGAGACCUGUUUCUACCGCACUACCGAUGCCUACCAGCGCGCCCAGGACACGGAGAUCAGCUUCCCCGCCGGCGUGGAGGUGGAGGUCCUGGAGCGGCAGGAGAGCGGAUGGUGGUUCAUCCGUUGGGGCCAUGAUGAGGGCUGGGCACCCACCUACUUCCUUGAGCCCCUCAGGCAGCCCAGUGAUGUUGGCCUGCCAUCACAUGACUCCGACGGCCCGCUAGGGGAACUGGGAGGAGGCGGUGGCAGCCGCGGUGGUAGCCGCGGUGGCAGCCGAGGCGGCUCCAAGUCCAACAGCCUGGAGAAGAACGAGCAGCAUGUUCAGGCCCUGAACAACCUCAACCAGCGCCGCCACACGCCCCCUAUUCCCUCUAAGCCGCCGGGAGGCUUCACCAGGUCGGCUGCCCCUGGAGGGCUGUCCAACGGGGCGGGGACGGGCACGGGGGUGCGCCUGAGGAAUGGCGUGAGACAGGCAGCUGUGCGUCCCCAGUCAGUGUUCGUGUCCCCACCGCAGCCACUGAAGGACACCAACAUGCACGCCAACACGGGGUCCUUGCGCCGCAACGAGUCCAUGGGUGCCACGGACAGCCUCCGAUCGAGCACUGGCGUGCGCCGAAACUCCUCCUUCACCACCUUACGGGCGCAGGGAUCGGCGACCCUGGACACGCGCACCAGGGCAUCCACUGCCACCGCCGUACCAAGCAGCCCCUGCACCACCGGCUCCGGCGUGGGCAUCCAGAGGAACGGCAUCCCCGUUUCCACCGUCAGACCCAAGCCCAUCGAGAAGUCCCAGCUCAUCCACAACACCCUACGCGAGUUGUACGUCUCCAUCGCAGAGUACCGCGGCGACGAUGAGACUAUGGGCUUCCCCGAGGGAACCAACCUGGAGGUGAUGGAAAAGAACCCCAAUGGCUGGUGGUACUGCCAGGUUCUGGAUGGCAUUCACAACCGUAAGGGCUGGGUCCCCUCCAACUACCUGGAGCGCAAGAAGUGACACAACGCUCCCGGAGAAAACCCUGCGCUUGAGCAUUGUGUACAUUUACGAAACUGCAGAGAAAAUAGAUCCCAAUUGUUGUUUUCGUUUUUUACUUUAAUUGAAAGACACAUUUCGUGCGGAUUUACCAGUGAUGGAGCAGUCAUUUCGGAAGUGGUGUACAGUGCGAUUGCAAGAACGGACUGAAUUUUUGGGGGUCGGGAGAACAGGAAGCUACGUCCUCGGUGCAACUUCAGGAGAGACAUUGUCUUCAGUUUGGAGAAUGUGGGGGGUUGGGGGGGGGAGGGGGGUGGAGUAAAAUUUACACCUUAUAAAUGGGGUUUACAUAAAAAGAGAAUAUCCUACAUUGAAGCAGGAAGAUAUUCUUGCACAAUACCUGCUUCUCAUGCCAAAUGGGUGCCUUCUUUGAAUGACAGUGGAUUGUCUAGAAGUAUCAAGCAUUCACCAGUGAAUCAAACAUCAGUACCAAAUCAGAAACACUGUGCCAUAGAUAUAUGUGCAUGGAAAUCACCAAAAAUGAUCUAUUUUUUAAACCAAUUUAACCUUUCGAAGAAAAAAAACAAACAAAAAAAAAACAAAUUCAGAAAUCAGUAUGUGUUAGCCUUCUCCACAAUGGAGCAUAAUUGCGAUACUAAAAUCAUUCACAAUGCAACAAAGUAGAAUGCUAUCGACGCAGUCUUCAAUGAAAACAAACCUACCUGUGUCAUAGUUACUCUGUAACAACAGAUGUGUGUAGAUAAGGUCAGGAAAAAAAACAAAAACUUUAAUCUCCUGUACUUUUAAAAAAAAAGUAAAACAAAAUGUUUAUUGUUAUUGUUUUUUUGUAUGUCUUUGAGUGUUUUUAUUUUUGUGUUUGUGUUCCUUAGAGAUGUAUUUCUGCUUUCUUGUGACAUCCACACUAAACGGUCAGCCCACAGUAAGCAGAUCUGGACAUUUUUAAUGUCACAAGAUGCUGCACUGAAUAGAAAGUCAUAAAGAGGCAUAACAAAUUGGCUAUCAUUGUUUAACCUCUAUAUCCCAUUCAGCCGUUUCUACACGUUUAUUGAAUCACGAGGCAUUCAUAAAUGCACACAAAAUAAAAUGAUAAUAAUGAAAAGGCGUCUUGUUCUUCGGAAGGUAGAUAGAAAGAGUCUUCUUGAAGCAUCUGCCCUUGUCUUGAAAAGAUAUUAGUUUACAAAAAAGGUUGUAGUAUAAUUGUUUUUUUUUUUCUUUUCUUUUCAUGAAAAAGAUUUUUACAGACAAAACAAAACUCUGUGUAUAUUUGCUGCUUUUAGUUAGCUGUUGUCACUGUUGUUGCCGUGACAACAGUGGAAAAACUAUACUGGAAACAACAAUUGAUACUAGCCAGUCAAUCCCAGGGACGUAGUUAGUAGGCCUACAUAGCAGAAAGCCCAAAAUGUGAUUGAGCCGAAGAGAAGUACCAUCGUGUUUUGCUGAUUUGUAUAGAUUUAGUAUUUAUUUUAGUGGGUACUGGAAAUACAGUGUAUUCAUCGGACUACCCAAACGAGGUUUCAGAACUGAAAAAAGGAAAAAAAAAUAAGUAUUUAAUUGAGUUAUCUGGAAGCACUUGAUAUCCUUACCCAAAGAAAAGCACAUCAAUAUGCAAAGGUUAAUUUCAACGUGACAAUAUUGCUGGGCAGUAUUGAGUAGUUGAAGUUAUAUAAUGGGCAGUUCAAUUUGUAUUGCUUUAACGGUUAAAACUUUUUUUAUCUCUGUAUUACACCUCCAUAAGGAUGAGAAACUAAGCAAAAUUUGACAGUAAGACUAAUUAGCAAAACGAUCCCUGUUUUUAGAGAAUCAGUGUGCGGCAAUAUAACCAUUCAGUCCUGGCCUAAGUGCCACUCUACCCCCUCCCCCCCAGUCCACCUUUUGAAACAUGCAAUGAUAGCACCCUCAAAAAAGAGCCCAAAUGAUCUGGUCUAUCAAAUGGCUGAUGUUCAAGACUGCUGAAAUAUUUUUCUAAUGAAAUAGUGUGAGCUCCUACAUUGGAUAGAGCACUAACUUUUCAUUUUCAUUUUCUGCUGGACAGUAUUAUAGUAUUAAACAAAGUACCUGCUAGAUUGCAGUUAUAUUCUUUUUUAAGCAGAUGUUUGUUGUUUUGUUCCCGUUGCUGUGCGAUCACACAGGGACAGUAAUAAUGAAAGAAGUGGUUCAUUUUUGUGAGUUAAUGCACUUUUUUUUUUUUAAGUACAUUAACACAAAGAUGCAGUAAACUCACUCAGCACAUUAUUUAUUGAGCGCAAUUUGUUCUUUUUUUAUAUUUAUGGAUUAUUUAAUUUUUUGUUGAUUUAUUUUUUUAUACCUCUGCACAGAAUAUCUGCCGGUUUUUUUACCAUCAUUGGCUGUCACUUAGUUGUCUCUCUUUCUGAGGCAUUUUGGCACCACCUAGUGACAGGAACGUCUUACUGCAGCAUUUAUUUUUGCUCCUUUGAACAGGAGGUGGAGAGGCUUUUCUCAAAAAUUGUACAGCCUUCCACCUGAAACUCAUCUCUCAUGUACAAGAUAAACAAGAUGACUUUCGAUAAUUGAAUGUUUUCAAAUAGUUAUGCAGCUAAAACAUUUUUGUAUCUUUAUUUGGCCUUUUUUUCCAACUUUUCCAAAUUAUUUUUCUAAGGCUGUGUGCUGCAACUUGUUGCAAUAAUGGACACUUCCUCUGUUGUUAUUGAACCUAACGUAAUGCCUGAUCCUGUUUUAUACUAUUUUCUUGUUUUACUUUUGUAUUGGGUUUAACGAUCAUUACCAACUUCAUUAAUCAAGUUAAAUCUGAAUCUUUCUAAAUUGAAAUGCAAAGUCAUAAGAAUUGUCUGACAUUUAGCAAACGGGGGGACAGAAAACAGUCCAAGCAGGUGAAUGUUAAUGAGGAUUACCUACACAGACAGUUAAAGUUAAGUUAAAUUUCAGCUAAAGCUCUUUGUGGGGGGUACUAGUUAUACACACCACACUAGCAGUGAUCAAUGAUCAUCUUGUUUUGAAUCGGCUGAAUGAAUCAUGCACCAAUCACCCCUCCCCGCCCCCGUCCCCGCCCCCCGAAUACCCAAAAUGUAUUCCUUUGACGAAGGCAUUAUGGACCUGUGUUGACCCACUCCAACGCUAUUAACGGAUAAUGUGUCUUUGUUAACUAGAUUCAAUGUACACUCUUUAAGCGUAUUGCGAAUUACAAGGGAACCGUUGCGUGUCUAGCUUGGCUUUUAAGCCGCAUUUACUUGUGUGUACUCUCAGUUUUGUUAGUACUCUUUUUUUUUUACAUUAUUUUAUCUUUCAAUCUGCAUAAAUAUUGUAAUUUAAUCUGUUUAUUUUUCUGCUUUUUAUCCUUUUUUGUAUGUUGAUAUGAUUCAAAUGUAUUAACGAGGAAAUGUGCAAUAGAAAAUAGGCAUCUCACCUGAAUCGGGGGAAAAAUAAUAAUCACAGGUUUGUUUGUUUUUUUUUGGUCAACUCAAACUGCAUCUUUUACAGUGUCAUUGGCGUAUGAUUCUUGGUAUCGUUACAUAUGCGGUAUGAACGUACCGUCCAUAGCACCAAUCUUAGUAACAGUUUGUUUAUUGUGUUUGUUUAAUGUGUUUGUUUAUUGUUUAAAAGAACGUCAAAUGAUGGACAGCUACAGUCAUUGAAGUCCGUUGCUCAAGUAUGACCUGAAUGGACCCCAAGCCAUAACCUCCAUGCUCUUAAAAAAAAAAUAAAACACACAAGCACCUACACAAAACCCACAGCCAACUGUCAGGUCAUCAUUGGCUUCGCAGUGACCUGACAGCCUCGAGUGAUCAAUCACCUUGGCAACAGGGACUGGCCACACAUGGAAAGCCACAGAACCGUCUGACAGAGGUCCACACACAGUCAAGCUGUCACAUGUCUGAAUUGCUGAGGACGCGUGCCCCCCCCCCCCCACACACACACACACACAAAAGAUUACCCCCUGCACACACACACGUAUUCCCAUGUGGCACCUGAUAAAACACACACACACACCCAAUUUCCCUUUUCUUCUUCCGAACGUCCCUCAAUCUUCCCGUCACAGUGGCAGUUGGGUUUGACAUCCCCACUCAGGUCUUUGGAGUAAGCGUUGGCUGUGAACUGAUAAUAUCGACUUUAAUAUGACGAUAAUAAAACUUCACUUUUCAUGGACUGCCACAGCUUUUAGUUCCCGUUUGCAAGACAGGUAGUUCUGAUGAUAGAAAUCCCAUUCAGUUUUCCACAUAAGGGUCUGGGUCCCUCCUAAAUUCAAUCUCAUUUUCUGACUAUAAGUCACCCACAGACUAAAAAAAUAAAUAAAAAAAUACAUUUCCAACUCAGCACCAACAUGUCAUAAAUUCGACCGGUUCGUCAUCUCUCAAUAUGACUGUGUCUAAGCCUAACUUAAGAGAACCUUCACCUCUGGUCAGUGUGCAGUUAAGAGCCUCUGGUCAGUGUCCAGUUAAGAGCCUCUGGUCAGUGUCCAGUUAAGAGCCUCUGGUCAGUGUCCAAUUUCCUUUGUAGCCCUUUAACUUAGCUUUUCUGGGUUGCUUUCUUGGCUACUUCAUCUUAUCUUGUUCUGCAGAAAUCACUAACAUGCUGUUCGUGUCUGUCAGUUGAGGAAAUCCGACAGAAAGUUCCUGUGAGAAACAAUGGUCUGAGAGGGGAGAGUCGGAGGUGUGUGUACUGUUGGCCUUAGGUAUCCUAUUAGGCCUAAGUGACUGUGAGUGUGUGUGUGUGUGUGUAAUGAAUUGUCUGCCGCAGGGGUUGUGAGAAUGUUCGAGCAAAGAUGGUUGUGUCUGUUUCGUAAAGUCUGGCUUGGAGGAAGCGAAUGCCGCGGCAAGUGACCGAUCCAGUCAUCAUAGUCAGUCAGUCUGAUUGUGGGCUAUCCUCCUGUAACCAAGGCAGGAAAAUACAAUCAGAGCAAUAGCACGUAUUUGCCUAUCAGUCGACCCAAUUAUCUCACAGCCACCAUCACUGCAAAUUAACACCAUGAAAUCCCAUUAUCAAACUUCCCUCUAAUUGCCGCCUUGGAAAACUUAACUUGUCUUGUCUUAUCUUGUGGGAUUUUCUUAGAAUGUGCCGCUUUUUGACAGUGGGGACUAAUUUGAACAAAGUGCGACAAGAUUUAUGUUUUUCAGUAAUAGGGUGAGGCAAGUUGGCUUAUUAAGACAAUGAAUUUGGCUAAAUGAUUCCAUCAUUAUUGCUCAGCCUAAUCUUUUAUCGCUCAUCCUUGUAGCCCACAACUGACUUUUUGACGGGGUCGUGAUGUCGUCUGGCUUUGCCUGAGGUGAUGGAUGCUGGGGGAUUGUUUCGAGAAAGUUUGUCGUAUGUGUGCUCAGGGUGUGAGGUGUGUGUUGCACAGGGUGUGAGGUGUGUGUGCUCAGGGAGAGUUUUAGUAGGUUUAACACAGCCCAGUUAUUCGUUUUUUUACGGUGGCUCGUUUUUGAUUUUUGUUUUUGCGUUUUCUUUUAUUUCUUUUUUGGAAAGGUGUCUAAAUCAGUUAAACUGACGAACACGCUGUUGGGGGUUUCUGCCGUACAGUGCUGCCUUUUACAGUGCUGAGUUUUAAGUAUGAGGUGAAGCAGCAGACUCGAGCUUCCCAGGCUAUAUUUGGUCAUAAUCGCUAAUCUGAGCUCCUGUUUGAUUUAAUGCGCUAAUUUGUCCAUUCUUCCCCAAUCAAUUAUUCCAUUAACUCCCUUGAUAAUUGACUUUGUCAAACGUGCAUAUGGCUACGUGUCUGCAUGGUAGAGAUUGGAUGGUGAGGGGACAUGACCAGUAGGAUUUAGGACUACAUAGCAAGUCAGACCAGUCAAAAUGAGAAUCUGACAGUCAUGGUAGUCUAUUCAGGUACAGUGUUUACCUUCAACGUGGGGGGCUCAUCAUAUCGCUUGUCAAAUCGAGCUCUUCUCACGCCGAGUGAUGAUGCUGUGGCAGUCCUCACCAUGGUAACACCAGCACCUCACAUCCCCAACGCGACCGUAGACGGACCAAUAUCGGUGCUAUAUCGUUUGUUACCCUUUUUUUUUUGUUGGAGAAUCACCUUUAUGCAUACGGAAUGUUUUGUUGGACAUCGUUCAUGUCCCUGCUUUCAAAGGAUCGCUGACUCAGGCAUGGAGGAGCUGUAUGCCCCCUAGAAGCAAGACCAUUAUGGUUUGAACAAGAAGGGAAUCAAUCAAGUGUAAAGGCAAUUGUUGUGGAAAUAUAAUGAAGACUUGGGCUUGUUUUGGAGAAAAGGCUUAGGCUCGGUGAAACAAUUUGUGUUGGGUGAGACUUGGGGGGUAAGAAAUUGGAUUAGCUGUCAGAGGAGCCUCCCACCUCAUUUUGCUUCCAAAGCCAUGUAGCUCCUUUGAAAGCAGGAGAUGGGUUUUGGUUUUACAGCUCAUCUUCAAAAAAAAGAAGAUAAAAAAAAAGUCUUUGCUUUGUCAUUUGUUUCUUAAUUUUUGUUCUGUAUCAUGUUUACAUUGUACCUUGCAUUGCCCUAAAGAAAAAAAAAAAAAACACUAUAAAAUGUAUUAUUCUUCGUU
This is a messenger RNA of Clupea harengus (Atlantic herring), 11062 nucleotides long. RefSeq names its product SH3 and PX domains 2Aa (gene sh3pxd2aa). The record is from RefSeq and is a predicted model, not a curated record. The coding region runs from base 981 to 4589 and encodes 1202 amino acids. Gene Ontology annotation, cellular component: cytoplasm. Gene Ontology annotation, biological process: superoxide anion generation. Gene Ontology annotation, molecular function: phosphatidylinositol binding; protein binding; superoxide-generating NADPH oxidase activator activity. NCBI's taxonomy places the organism in Eukaryota, Metazoa, Chordata, Actinopteri, Clupeiformes, Clupeidae. The transcript has 16 exons.